UUCCGGUCUCUGGCAGAAAAAUCAUUAGACUAGACUACCUAUUUCCCUUUGAUUUUAACCAUUGAAAUAUAAAUAUUUACUACUCAAAGGUAGCAAAUAUCAUUAUUUAUUUCAAAAAUUGAAAAACUUUGUUAUUAAUGCUGACAUAUUUUACAAUAAACAAAUAUACUUUGCGUUUGAGACUGUAGUAACCUUGACCCAGAUAUUUUCCAUGCUGAAAAACAAAUCGUAGAGAAGGCUUUCAUUUGUCCAUUCCUGUAGAAUCAACAAGUAGAGAAUGAGCAGUCCCCAGUCCAUACCAGGGAAGGCCAUGGGUGCUAACGGUGAGCCACCCUAUGGCACCACACCUCCCAGAAACAAGUUUCUCAUCCCUAGCCCUGUACCGUGUCGUAGGAGCAGGACAUAUUCUGCGUCAGAGAGGGCAGCUGCUGGACCAUUGCACAAGGGAAUCAUGAAGGAGUUUUGUCGUCAUAAGGGACAUGGUUUCAUCAUCCCCGAUGGCGGAGGUCCACUCAUGUUUUGCCAUAUAUCAGAUAUAGAUGGCGAUUAUGUGCCCAAGGCCGGUGAUGAGGUUUGCUACAAGAGAUGUCCUAUUCCUCCCAAGAAUGAGAGGUUCUCUGCAGUUCACGUCAUUAUUUCAAACCCUAACCCCCAUGAAACACACGAGAGAUGGGACACACCCUCUCCUACCCAUGGUACCCCACCCUCAGGUCAUGCCAGCCCUAGGACUUAGCUCAGGAAUUAUUCACAAAAGGCCAUAUGGGAAAUUCCUCCUUUGAUUCAUUACCUAACUAGCUGGUUCUAUAUAAAAAC
Messenger RNA from Owenia fusiformis, 813 nucleotides. The record is from the annotation of a GenBank genome assembly. NCBI's taxonomy places the organism in Eukaryota, Metazoa, Annelida, Polychaeta, Sabellida, Oweniidae.